This is a messenger RNA of Closterium sp. Naga37s-1, 402 nucleotides long. Lineage: Eukaryota; Viridiplantae; Streptophyta; Zygnematophyceae; Desmidiales; Closteriaceae. The record is from the annotation of a GenBank genome assembly.
AUGUCUCACGAUCCAAGGUACCCUUACGGUUAUCCACCACCAGCCGGCUACCCACCGGCACCCUACCCUCCCGCGCCCGGCUAUCCACCACCUCCUGCCGGCUACCCGCCGCCUCCUGCCGGUUAUCCGCCUCCACCAGGCUACUACCCGCCGCCGCCGGCAGGCUACCACCACCCUCCACCCCCGCACUACCACCACCCGCCACCCCCGCACUACCACCAUGGCGCGGUGGCCCAUCACAACAUCGGCCAUGCCUUGGCGCACGGCGUAGCUCACACGAUGCACCUCUUUGGAAAGAGGAAGCACAAGGGUCACUUUGGAUGGGGGAAACACAAGGGGUACCACCAUCACCACUACGGCCACCACCAUCACCACGGCCACCACUAUGGAAAGUGGAAGUAA